CUGAUUUUCCGGUGGCUCAGGGCUCGUGGCGUUCCCGGCGAUGUCUUGGUUUCGAGCGGCCCCCGAGAUCCCGAACCAUGGAGACCAGGACGUGUUUGACGAGGAAGCGGACGAGUCUCUGUUAGUGCAGCGGGAAUGGCAGGGUCACAUGCGGAAACGAGUCCAAGAAGGUUACAGAGAUGGGAUAGAUGCUGGCAAAGCAGUUACUCUUCAACAGGGCUUCAAUCAAGGAUAUAAAGAGGGUGCAGACGUCAUUAUAAACUAUGGACUACUCAGGGGAACAUUGAGUGCUUUGCUUUCCUGGUGUUACCUUCAUGGUAACAGUUCGACUUUGAUCAGUAAGAUAAAUAAUCUUCUGGAUGCAGUUGGCCAGUGUGAGGAGUGUGUGCUCAAACGUCUGAAGUCAGUUACGUCACAGCCACGAGUUACAGAUUUAUUGGACUCCAUUGAGGAUAUGGACUUUUGUCAUGUAGUUCCAGCUGACGAAGCGAAAGGUGACAAUAAUGCUGAGAUUAACACAGAUUCUGAUAGGAGUCCGAACGGGAUGGAUUGUUCACACCCAGAAUGCUGCAGAACACAAGAGCACGCGCAUUUGGAAAAACCAAGCCUCACUUGGAUUCUGGAACAGACAUCCAAUUUAGUGAAACAGCUGGGAGUAUCGGUAGACAUAUUACAGCACCUGAGACAACUAUAAAAUUAUCUCCCCCUUCCUAGUGGAAGUAAUGCUCAGAAUAUUACUCUAAAGCAUUGUGUUCUGGAUAAGGUAACCGCUGAGUGAACGCUUCCCCUGGAGUUACCCUUUGUGGAAGUGUCAAGGGUCUUCAGCAUUAACACUAGGAAAUGGGAUGACAUUUGUCAUUGGUAAAUUGUUUAGUUUUAGAUGCACUCAGAAAUCCUCAUUGUCAUUUUCAAAUUUCUAAUCAAAAUCAAUCAUUUUUAGACUAACAAAAGCCAAACAUUUUAGAACAAGAAAAAAUCUAAUGCUGCUUUCUGCUUUUGUUGGAAUCAGGUGGUUUAGGGCCUCUUUACCAGCAAACAAGCCAUAAUUGCCAGAAAUAACCUGAAGGCUAGCGUAGGUAAGUAGAAGCAAGUCUAUAGAUGGCUACACAUCAAAGCCAAGAGCCUGUAGAAACUGACAAUAUGUAUAUUAUUGAAUGAAUAAUAAAGAACAAAGUACUAAGACUCAUUUACAUAUUGGCUAAAGAUGUUCAAUUUCAUGAAAAAUAGAAAAAAAAAAUAGAGUUUGUGCUAAACUGUAAAGAAAAGGAACUCCUUAACUUUCUAGAUAAUGAGGACUGGGCCACGGUUUCUCAAAACAUAACGAACUAUUUCUGUCUGAACUGCAACUUUGCUUGUUACUUACAUUGGAAUUUUUAAAAAGGACAAAAAACAUGACUGCUUUGACACAAGCGAAAUGCAUAAACUGGCAUAGACAGAAUCACAAUCAGAAUUUUGUUCCAUGACCCAGGAUCAGGAAAGGAGUUUUUCAUCACUUUUCCCCACCUGAAGUUAAUAUGAAAUGCCUGACUUGAGAGCUACCCAGAUAGUUGUCCCUUACUGACAGCUUCAGUUGCUAUCUAACCAGUAUUUAGCUGUGCUGAAAGAUGCAUUCAUGAGAGACUGGCUAGAGGACCUUGUAAAAGACUACAAAAAUACGUUCUGCUGGUUUUAAGUCCCUGUUUAAAAUGCACAGAACAUUAAGAAAUUGGGACAGCAAACUUUGAAAUAGUGUUGAGGAUAUACUAGUACAUGCUUCAAGUAUCAAUGUAACAUUUGAUGGCUGGGUUUUUAUUUUGAAACUUUGUGGUACUAGAGAUUGAAUGUAGGACCUCAUGAGUAAUUUCCAUGUUGAAAUCUCAAACCCACAGGAUAUUAAAGUCUUUAAGGGGUAAGCAUUGCUCUAUACUGUAUUUUCCAUAGACAUAACCAUCUCUAACAGUGAAGGCCACUCUUAAGAGUUGGAUGUAAUAAAUCUUGAGAUUUUAUCUAGCUAUAUCUUGAUAAGAUUCUCUAAAUAGAAGAUCCCUUGCCAUCAUUAAUUGCAUAAAGUGCCCUUACACUAAAAGUCACAGAAGAUGAAGUUGGGAAUUAGCUGGGGAAGCUAGAGGACUAGUUCAGUGGUUAAAACCAUUUGCUGCACACCCAGUAUCCACUUAAAAGUUAAAUAUGGCCUCAAGCAUACAUUAACCCCAGGGGGUAGGGGGCCUGGAGGAUUGAUUGCUGGUACUUGCUGGCUUGCCCCAGAGAGACUAAGAUGCUGAGUGACCCUGCCCCUAAGUUAUUUAUGAUUGGUCGAUGAAGAUACCUGUUGCUGGGUGGAAGAGACAUAGUGGGGUUUAGGUUUCAUAGGCUUGGUGUCAGAGGAGAACCAGGAGGGGAAGAAGUAUAAAAAGCAUGGUCCUGAGGGCUAGCCAAUUGAAGUUUAAAACAGCCCAAAUAAAACCUAAUAAUAACUCAGGGUUAUCGAUAAAUUUAACAACAUAGAGGAUAGACAACUGCCCAGCUUUUAUACUGUUUAAGACUUACUAUAUAAAAGUGUAUGUGUUUUUUAUCUAAAAAUAAAUGGUCUAAGGCAAGAUAAAAACCUGGAGAUAUAGUUUCUACAACAUAGAGAUUGCUAGGAGGACCCUGAUGCCCUUUAUCCUCUGUGUGUGUGCAUGCAAAGACAUACCCAUUCAAAACACACAAAAGGCUGUUGGGUUAAGGGGGAAAUUCUUUUUAGCUUUCUCAGAAAGUUCUAGAGUAGUUCCUGGACUGCAGAUGGUAUGAUCAACCAGAAACAGUAAAGGAAGAUGUACUGGACUAUUGCCUUUUGCCUUGCUUGCUGCUGUGAGCCAGCCAGGUCUUGUGAAAAGGCCCUGCGUAAAUGUAAAUGGGAAAGCAAGAGUGCUCUGAAGCUGUGACCAGAAUGUCAUGGCCAAGAAGAGAAUGCAUCUGAAGUAAGUUACUUCUGGCACUGACACAUCUAGAUCUUUUUAAGCAAAUGUGAAAGGGAGGGUCUUUCCUGACACUUAAGUCAUUAGAACUACUAAGGCCACCAAAUAUGAUGUGCAGAGUAAGCAGGCAGCUGAAUUAAUCUAUAAGCAUCUUUAUUUGCAACCAUGCACCACUUGCUGGGGAUGGAUUUUGAGAAAUGUAACCCUGGGGAGUUCCAUUGCACAAAUAUUAAAAUAUAUAAGGUGGUUAUGAUGCCACAAAGGGAUAGAACCUUAUGGAGCCAUAGUAUGUCUAAACCUCAUUUUUGGCCAAAACAUAACUAUGUGGCACAUGACUCUCUGCCACACUGCUUGCUAACUGCUUUCAUGAUAAACCCAGAUAAAAGACCUAAUUGUGAUUCUCAGCCUAUUCAGAGUAAAGUCAGAGCUUUUGGUGCUUUGUGUUCUAGUCAGAGACCUAGGGGGAAAUUGUUACAUGUAUGUGCGUGUAGAUUGUAUGGAGUCUUUAACUUAUUUUUUUAAUUCCUAAAUUUAACCAGUAGAUGAAAUAAACAUAGGCUGUUCAUAAACUA
Molecule: messenger RNA, 3508 nt
Organism: Mastomys coucha (southern multimammate mouse)
Lineage: Eukaryota; Metazoa; Chordata; Mammalia; Rodentia; Muridae
Gene: Yae1
Product: YAE1 maturation factor of ABCE1
Exons: 3
Coding region: 41-694 (217 amino acids)
Source: RefSeq, a predicted model, not a curated record